Erythranthe guttata (spotted monkey flower) is the source of this 3425-nucleotide messenger RNA. It is a transcript of the gene HEN1, whose product is annotated as double-stranded RNA binding protein-related / DsRBD protein-like protein. Gene Ontology annotation, biological process: siRNA processing; piRNA processing; RNA methylation. Gene Ontology annotation, molecular function: O-methyltransferase activity; peptidyl-prolyl cis-trans isomerase activity; RNA methyltransferase activity. The record is from RefSeq and is a predicted model, not a curated record. NCBI's taxonomy places the organism in Eukaryota, Viridiplantae, Streptophyta, Magnoliopsida, Lamiales, Phrymaceae. Gene Ontology annotation, cellular component: nucleus; cytoplasm.
ACAAACGUUUUUACUAGUCCCUAUUAGGCCUUGGUUAAAUAUGUAACCGAAAAAUCGCGAAAGCAAUCGGAUUAAUUUAAAUUCAGCUCAUUCAAAUGGUAAAUUGUAACAAAUUUUUAGUUGAUUUUAGAUCUCAAUUGAUUAGAUUAAUAAAACAUUAUUAUGAAUGUAAAUUUAUUUUAAUGAAUUGUAAAGACAAUUAAAUAAUAAAAGAUAAAUGCAAAUAAAUGAGUUGAUUUGUAAAAUAAGUCUUGGAAGAUAUUCUGCCCCUUCAAUGGGAAUUAUAAAUGUCAUAAACCCAAAACCCAUGAAUUUCCCGGGCUACUGAAAAGCUCCAAAUUUUCUUAAGAAAAAAGGAAAAACAAAAAAGAAAAGCAAAAAAGAAAAGCUCCAAAUUGCCAAAACCCUUUAUUCUCUCUCUCUCACACACACACACACAGAAACAAACAAGGGAAGCACACACACAGAGGAAUCAUACAAAGAAGGCAGAACGCGUGAGCCAUCGUCAAUGUGAAGGAGGCGAAAAUUCGAAAAUUCUUGAUAGUGAGUGGGAAAUAAGGUAUCACAUUUGCUCGUAGGUUAUACCGAUCACAUUAAUCGACUUGUGGGAAAAUGAUUGAAGCAGGAAAAACCCUAGCUAACCAUACAAAGAAGCCAUCAUUGACACCAAAGGCGAUCAUACACCAGAAAUUUGGCGAUAAGGCCUGUUAUAAGGUUGAGGAAGUACAAGAUGAUUCGAAUCAAAAUGGAUGUCCGGGUUUAGCUAUCCCGCAGAAAGGUCCGUCUUUGUAUCGGUGCACUUUGGAACUUCCGGAAACUACCGUUGUCUCUGAUGCCUGUAGAAGGAAAAAGGAUGCUGAACAAUCAGCUGCAGAGAAGGCCAUAGAAAAGCUGGGCAUUCAACUGAAGGAAUACAAUCCCACAAAAGAGGAAGCUUGGAAUGAUUUGGCCGGUCGUAUUUCUUUCUUAUUUUCAAAUGAGUUCCUUCCGUCUUUGAAUCCGCUCAGUGCUCACUUCAGAGCAGCAUUGAGAAGAGAAGGCCAUUUUAAAGGCUGUGUUCCAUUAUCUGUGCUUGCAAUUUACGAUGGCAAAGUUAGUAAUAUAUGUAAAUACAUCGAUCCUAUGGCGGAAUCGAAUUCACUGCUAGUGAUGUCACUAGUUCUAAGAGCAGCAGCUAAACUGACCGAUUCUGUAGUGAUAUCUGAUAAACAACUACAGAGGAGAAACGAAUACCCGUUGGAGAUAUUAUCUUCAACCAAUAACGAAUCAAAUUUAUCGGAAAGCAUUUCGAUCGAUGUAGUAAUUAUUCCAGCUUCACUUGAGAAAGCUGUUGAAUCUGUGAAGCUUAAUUUUACUGCGGCUGGUUAUUAUCUAGACGUUAUUGCUCGUGAACUAGGCAUGAAUGAGGCUUCGGAUGUUAUAAUUUCCAGAACAAUUGGCAAAGCUUCGUCCGAGAUGAGAAUAUAUUCAGCUGCUCCCAAACAACUCCUUUGUGACCAAUUCGAAGGAACCCUAAACAUCCGGGCGAGUUACUUUGCUGGUCAAGAAAUACACGGUGAUGGAAUUUUAGCUUCUGUAGGGUACACAUGGAGGUCUACCGAUAUUUUUCAUGAAGCUGUUUCUUUGCGAUCAUAUUACCGGAUGCUUGUGAACAAAAUACCUGGUGGGGCAUACAAGAUAUCGAGAGAUGCAAUACUUGCGGCUAAUUUGCCUUCAGCAUUUACGAUGAAAUCCAAUUGGAGGGGUUCUUUCCCAAGAGACAUACUUAGUACAUUCUGCCGUUUUCACUAUUUGUCUGAACCUGUGUUCUCUACUCAAAGUAAUUCAUCAGAGGCAUCUCUCGAUUUACCUGGAUCACGUAAAAAGCUGAAAGUGACUCAGUCGAACAAAGAAGAAAAAACCGAAGCUUUUUGCUGUGAAGUAAAGAUUUAUUCCAAAAAUCAAGAACUGAUCGUACAAUGUUCCCCACAAGAAACUCAUAGAAAACAGACAGAUGCUGUGCAAAUUGCUGCUUUAAAAGUCUUGUCGUGGCUAAACUUGUUUUUCGAAAACCCAAAUAUUUCUUCAGAGAAGUUAAACUUGCUAGCGGAAAAUCUCGACAUUCACUUUACUCCUCGUUACUUCUUUAAGGAGUUUGCAUUAUGCCACUCCAUGCAUAAUAAUAAGGCAGCGGAAAACGAACCAUCUUUAAUUGAUAUUACUGGUGAAAAUUCUGGAGCUACUCCGUCUAAUGGUUCUUUAGUAUGCAUAAGCUACUCUGUCUCGUUGUUUAGAGAAGAAGACUCCAUCAAAGACCAUCUCAAAAGCUGUGAAGAGUUUGAGUUUGAGAUAGGCAAUGAAGCUGUAUUGCCUUAUAUCGAAUCGGCUGUAGCACAAAUGGCUAUUGGCCAGUCUGCGUAUUUUCAAGUAGAUUUGCCUUCCGAUGAGUUUAUUUUAGCAACGGCUGUUGAUUCUGCAUCGGCUCUAUCGUUGUUAUCUUCAAAAAGAUGCAAAAUGGAGUACAAUAUUACUCUAUUGCAAGUGACAGAACCGUUGGAAGAGAGAAUGGAGCAAGCUCAGUUCAGCCCUCCUUUGUCGAAACAGCGUGUCGAAUUUGCAGUACAGCAAAUUAAAGAAUCUUCUGCAGCAUCUUUGGUCGAUUUUGGUUGUGGUUCCGGAAGUUUACUGGAUUCUUUGCUAUCUUACCCUACUUCUCUCGAGAAAAUUGUCGGUGUUGAUAUUUCACUGAGAGCUCUUACUAAAGCAGCCAAGUUACUGCACACAAAAUUGAACAAAUUAUCGGAAUCUAGUAGCAAAAUCAAAUACGCAGUGCUAUACGAUGGCUCAAUCACGAAAUUCGAUUCUCAGUUGCAUGGAUUUGACAUUGCAACUUGCUUGGAGGUGAUUGAGCAUAUGGAGGAAGAAGAAGCGAGCUUAUUUGGCGAAGUAGUGCUGAGCUGUUUCCGUCCGAAAAUCCUAAUUGUCUCAACUCCAAAUUACGAGUACAAUGUUAUUCUCCAAGGUUGUACUACAGAGGACCCGGACGAAAAGAAUCAGACACAGGUUUGUAAGUUUCGAAACCAUGAUCACAAAUUCGAAUGGACGCGGGCACAGUUUGAGAGCUGGGCUGCUGACCUGGCGGCAACCCAUAAUUACGGGCUUGACUUUAGCGGUGUUGGUGGUGCUGCUGACGUGGAGCCUGGUUUUGCUUCGCAGAUUGCUAUUUUUAGAAGGCGCGAAGAUAAUUUUACGAACGUGGAAUCGGAUAACCACUAUGUGCCGAUUUGGGAAUGGAAUAGGGAGAAUAUUCCCCCCAAGGAGCAAUGAUUUGACCUAAUAUGGUGUUUUUUUGGGGGUAAAAUGAAUAUUUUAAUUGAGGGAAUUGCCAUCCACUAUGUAUGAAUUCUGGGAAAUCUAUGAAAAUAUCCAAGUUGAGUGUUUUUAAA